Messenger RNA from Python bivittatus (Burmese python), 1917 nucleotides. NCBI's taxonomy places the organism in Eukaryota, Metazoa, Chordata, Lepidosauria, Squamata, Pythonidae. The record is from RefSeq and is a predicted model, not a curated record.
CCCCGCCUGGUGCGGCACCUGUUGGAGGCGCCGGCCCUCGGGGACGCGGGCUACCGGCCGGCCUUCCUGGCCACCUACCGGACCUUCGCUGAGCCGCCCGUGGUGCUGGGGCUCCUCCUGGAGAGGCUCCAGGCGGUGGCUGGGCCAAAUGCCCGCAGCCCCCAAGAGACGGAGGAGCUGCAACGAGCCUUGGCCUCGCUGCUGUGCUCCUGGCUGGACGGGUAUUCCCAGGACUUUGUGGGGCUGGAGCCCCGCCUGCGGGAACAGGUGCUGGGCUGGCUGCACUGGGCCUGGGGCAGCAACUCAGGGCCCGAGAAGAGCCUCCCUGACGCCUCCAGGGAGAGAGACCCCGCAGCCCAGGACAGACAGGAGGAGGGCUCCACCCAGGAAGGGGACCCCGAUCCCCACUACAUCCUGGGACUCCAGGCAGAAGAUGUCGCGGCUCACCUCACUGCGCAGGAUGCUGACCUCUUCUUGCGCCUCAUCCCCCACGAGUGCCUCGGCUCCACGUGGUCUCAGCGCGACAAGAAGGGCCAUGAAGGGGCCUGCCCCACCGUCCGGGCCACCGUGGCCCAGUUUAACCUUGUGGCCAAUGCGGUGAUCUUCUCGUGCCUGUGGGACACAGGGCUGCGUGCCACCCAGCGGGCGCGGCUCCUGGAGAAGUGGAUCCGCGUGGCAGAGGAAUGCCUCCUCCUGCGCAACUUCUCCUCGCUCUACGCUGUGAUCUCUGCACUGCAGUCCACACCUUUGCACCGGCUGAAGCGGACCUGGGAGGAGACGUCCAGGGAUUCUGCCCGUUGCUACGAGGAGCUCAGCGCCAUUUGCUCGGAGCAGGAUAACUACAGCCAAAGCCGGCAGCUCCUUUUCCAGGAAGGCUGCCUUGCAGGAGGAGGAGGAGGAGGCGGAACAGCCGAGGCCCCCCAGCGCAGGCAUCAGCGGAGGCUGCUGGAGCACUGCCUUAACCUGUGGGCAUCCCUGCAGGGUGUCAUCCCGUACCUGGGCACCUUCCUCAAGGACCUGGUGAUGCUGGACGCAGCCACUCCGACCCUGCUGCAGAACAGUGGAUACAUCAACUUCGAGAAGCCCCGUAAGGAGUUCGAGAUCCUCACCCGGCUGCGCCUCCUGCAGGCCAGGUGCCGCAACUACGCCUUGGCCCCCGACCAGGCCCUCCACCAGUGGCUGCGGCGCCUGUCCCCCCUCCGUGAGGCCCAGAGUUACCAGCUGUCCUGUGCCAUCGAACCCCCCAUGGAGGGAGCGACCCCUGCCAGGCCCAGCAAGCCCACCUUGGUGAUCACGCGCUGCACAGACUUGAUCGCCUCUCUGGGAGUGAGCGCCCCGCUGCCCUGGGACAGACCUGGGUCCCCCCACAUCUCCCCCAACCUGCUGGGGCCAUCAGCUGCCUCUCUCACCACCCAGGGAGCUUUCCAGCACAGCAAGUGGCCCUCCGUCUCAGUCCUAGACGCGUCACCCCUGUCCUCCCCUGGGGAUGGCCUGGCCCCCCUCCCUGCCAAGGGGGGCGGCUUCAUCCGGGGCCACCGGCGCUCGGCCCCCUGCGGCUCCGUCUCUCCCCAGGCCCCUGACCUGGGGGGCGCCUCCCCCUCGGACUGCCGCAUCAUCCGGGUCAGCCUGGCGCUGCAGAACGGUACCCUGUACAAGAGCAUCCUGGUAACAAGCCAAGAUAAGGCUCCCUCGGUGGUGGCAAAAGUGCUGGAGAAGCAUAACCAGAACCAGGAACUGGCCACCGACUACAAGCUGGUGCAGCUGUUGCCAGAAGGCCGAGAGCUGGUCUUCCCCCCCACGGCCAACAUCUUCUACGCCAUGGACAUUCUGCUCUGGGGCUGUGAGUGCCAGAAGAGCAUCGGCCAUGCAACAGGGGACUUCACGGCUCUGCUGGAGCGCUCCUGUCCACCUGCUUGA